Messenger RNA from Podospora anserina S mat+, 2493 nucleotides. RefSeq lists its product as uncharacterized. NCBI's taxonomy places the organism in Eukaryota, Fungi, Ascomycota, Sordariomycetes, Sordariales, Podosporaceae. Gene Ontology annotation, molecular function: RNA binding; protein binding. The transcript has a single exon. The record is from RefSeq and is a predicted model, not a curated record. The coding region runs from base 1 to 2493 and encodes 830 amino acids.
AUGCCUAUCUGGCUGGCAAGAUGGGCUGGGACAAUGUGGUUCUGGAGACUAUCAGUGAGUUGUCACAUGUCCAGAAGUUUAUGCUGUGCUGUUGGAAAAGCUAAACAUGUUAUCUACCUAGCUUUUCUGGACCAGGUUUUCCGUGCUGGUCCCACUAGGGUUUUCGGUUUCAUCGCCAACAAGCGUACGCUUAUCCACCCCCAGAGCUCUGAGAGCAUGCCUCUCAACGCUCUCACCGAGGCCAUCAAGGGCAUUUACUCUGCCAUUCGCCUGAACUCGUCCAACAUCACCGGCGGUCAGGGCCUCGGCGUCAAUGUCGACGUCGCCAACAACACCUACUUCAUUGGUCAGAACAUGGCUCAGCUGGCCCGCCACUUGGUCAUCAACUUGUGCCCCAAUGUCGGCCCCCACAAGCCUGAUGAGUUCUUCCAGUUUGUCAAGCCUGUCCAGGACAAGAACGGCAAAUGGGGCAUGUCUGCCGGGCUCAAGGCUCUCCGCCGCUUGACGAAUCUUCGCUUCAGGGUCACUCAUCGCGGCAAGAAGGACAAGAAUGGGAACCUGAUCCCCUCCCCCAUCUACAGGGUCAAGGGCGUCGUGUUUGAGCCAAAGUAUGGUCAGGAGGGUGCGUCGGCCAAGAAGGUCACUUUUCAACGCAAGGAAUUCAAUGAGGCCACGCAGGAGAUCACCACCUCCGAGAUGUCCAUUUACGACUUCUACGAGCUUCAUUACAAGAAGCGUCUUCGUCUCUGGCAGCUGCCUCUGAUUGAGACCAACAAGGCCGGGUACUUUCCCAUGGAGCUCUGCGAGGUGGAGCGCUUUUGCCCCUACCCAUUCAAGCUUGAUGGAGACAUGACCACCAAGAUGUUGCGGUUUGCUGUCCAGGCUCCCAAGGAGCGUAAGAUGCAGAUCGAGAAGAUGGUUGCCCAGCUCCAGUGGGGCAAUGACAGGUUCCUCAAGCAAUUCGGCAUCCAGAUGGACAGCACCAUGCCCAGGGUCGAAGCCCGUGUCAUUCCCAACCCCGGCAUCUCAUUCGGCAACAAGAUCGUCAAUCCCGGAGUGAGUGGUCGCUGGGAUCUUCGUGGGCUCAAGUUCAUUGAGCCCAACCCACAGCCACUCAAGUCGUGGGGCAUCUGCGUCACCCAGGACUGCUGUGACCAGCCCACUGUCGCCGCCUUCUACAAGAACUGGUCCAAUAUCUACAAGGGCCACGGUGGGCGGAUCCAAAAUGACCCCAUCAUCUUCCGGGCCCAGGGCAGUCAGUACACCGAGGUCGUCCAGAAUGCCUGGCAUACGGUCGGCAAGAAAUUCAAUGCCAACCCUCAGAUCAUCUUCUUCAUCCUCAAGGACAAGUCGGCUUGGUACUACGAGCGCUUGAAGCGCAGCUCAGACUGCCGCUAUGCCAUGCCGACGCAGAUGUUGAACCUUCAGCAGGUCCGGAAGGGCCAGGCGCAGUACUGCUCCAACGUCUGCUUGAAGGUCAAUGCCAAGCUAGGUGGAUGCACUGCCGUGGCCGUCAAGACUCAGGCUGGGCAGCCGCUCAAGCCCAACUCUGUGGCGCCGCACUUUGACAACACGCCUACCAUGUUUAUUGGUGCUGAUGUUUCUCACGGCGCUGCUGGUCAUCUGUCGCCUUCGGUUGCUGCCAUGACUGUCUCCAUGGACAAGGCGGCCACCAAGUACGCCGCCGGUGCCCAGACCAAUGGCUGGCGGGUUGAGAUUAUCCAGCCUUACAACAUGAUGCAGAUGCUACAGCCCAUGAUUAAACAGUGGCGCCAGCGGAACGGUACGUUUCCCAAGCGCGUAUUCUACAUGCGCGACGGUGUCUCUGAGGGCCAGUACGCCCACGUCAUGCAGCACGAGUUCCCGGCCAUGAAGAAGGCGUUCGAGGCGGCCAUGGCUAGUGAGAAGGCUGCCGCCCCGCUCUUCACCAUCAUCAUUGCCACCAAGCGUCACCACAUCCGCUUCUUCCCUGACAGCAACGCGGCGGACAAGAACGGCAACGCCCUCCCGGGCACCCUGGUUGAGCGUGAGGUCACCCACCCCUUCCAGUACGAUUUCUAUCUCUGCUCCCAUGUGGCCAUCAAGGGCACGGCACGCCCUGUUCACUACACGGUUCUGCACGACGAGGUCAAGCUGCCUCCUGCCAAGCUUCAGGAGAUGAUCUAUCACCAGUGCUACCAGUAUGUGCGGUCCACCACUCCGGUGUCUCUGCACCCUGCCGUGUACUAUGCCCACUUGGUGAGCAACCGCGCGCGUCCCCACGAGAUGGGCCUCUUCACCGACCGUGUCCCCGAGGACGUCAAGCAUGGUAUCCUCCGCGCGGCUCUGGGCAACUAUGCCAAGUUGCAGAAGGCCAGGAAGGCCAGGCAGAAGGACAGCCAGACCUCCCAGAGCGACGAGCGCGACAAGAUCUGCCCCAAGCUCAUGCCCCUUGGACGGGAGGCCAAGCCCGGGGCCAAGGAGGCGUUCGAGGCGGGUAUGUGGUUCGUCUAA